GGAGCUGACCUCAGCAUGAGGUGGAUUCUGAUCUGGAGUCUUGCCCUCUCUUUGGUGGUACAUACAGCCUUAGGUGCUGUGCGUGGCCAGGAGCCUCUGGUGGUCACUAAAUAUGGGACCCUCCAAGGAAAGCAGGUGCACGUGGGGAAAAUACCCCUCCAUGUCUUCCUAGGAAUCCCCUUCUCCAAACCUCCUGUGGGUGCCCUCAGAUUUGCUCCGCCUAAGCCCCCAGAGCCUUGGAAAGGAGUCAGACGUGUCACCACCUACCCCCCUGCGUGCCUUCAGGAGUCCUGGGGGCAGAUAACGUCCAUGUACUUCAACAUGCGGAAACAGUACAGCUGGCUGCGCUUCAGCGAGGACUGCCUGUACCUGAACGUGUACGCGCCGGUGCGCGCGCCUGGGGAUCCUCUGUUGCCUGUGAUGGUCUGGUUCCCGGGAGGCGCCUUCCUCGUGGGCGCCGCUUCUACCUAUGAAGGCUCCGAGCUUGCUGCGCGCGAAAAAGUGGUGCUGGUGUUUCUGCAGUACCGGCUUGGCAUUCUGGGCUUCCUGAGCACUGGCGACAGCGAGGCUCGCGGGAACUGGGCGCUACUAGACCAACUGGCAGCUCUGCAUUGGGUACAAGAAAAUAUCGAGGUCUUUGGAGGAGACCCGAAGAGCGUGACCCUGUUUGGCCAAUCUGCAGGGGCUAUGUGCAUCUCAGGGCUGAUGGUGUCACCCCUAGCCCAGGGUCUCUUCCAUAAGGCCAUUUCCCAGAGUGGCACUGCAGUGUUUAAGGGCUUCAUCACUCAUGACCCAUUGAAGUUAGCCCAGAAGGUUGCUUUCCUGGCUGGCUGCAGCCACAAUGACACAAAGAUCAUGGUAAACUGUCUAAGGGCUCUAUCAGAAGCUCAGAUGAUGCGUGUGUCCAAGAAAAUGAAAUUGCUUCACUCCAACUUCCACAAAGAACCUCAAGAGAUAACAUGGUUCCUGAGCCCUGUGGUGGAUGGUGUCGUGUUCCUGGAUGAUCCUAUGGCACUCCUGAUGCAGGGGCCUGUUUUGCCUGUGCCCUACCUUCUAGGUGUCAACAGCCAGGAGUUCAGCUGGCUCUUGCCUUAUAUCAUGAAGAUCCCACUUGAUGCACGCUUAACAAACAAAAAAAUCGUCACCAAGCUCCUCUGGAGUGUCAGCAGGCUGUUGAAUAUCACCAAGGAGCACAUACCGCUUGUAUUGGAUGAGUACCUGAGAGACACUGAUAAGUAUGAUUGGAAGAUGGUCCGGACGCAUUUGACUGACCUAGCUGGAGAUGCCAUCUUUGUGUACCCCACAUUGCAAGCUGCCCGCUACUGCCGGGAUGCUGGCAUCCAAGUCUACCUGUACGAGUUUCAGCAUCAUGCUCGCUCAGGCAUAAUUAUCAAACCCCGAAAUAAUGGGGCCGACCACGGGGAUGAGAUUGGCUUCAUCUUUGGGAAACCCUUCUCCAAAGGUCUGUCCACAGCUAAAGAGAAGACACUCAGCCUCCAGAUGAUGAAAUACUGGGCCAAUUUUGCCCGUACAGGGAACCCCAAUGGUGGAAAGCUGACAUACUGGCCACACUUCGACCAGGAUGAAAAGUACCUACAGCUGGAUUUUAUCAUAAAAGUGGGUGCAAAGCUCAGGGAGAAGAAGAUGGCCUUCUGGAGGAAGCUGUACCAGUCUUAG
This is a messenger RNA of Octodon degus (degu), 1677 nucleotides long. It is a transcript of the gene Ces4a, whose product is annotated as carboxylesterase 4A. Bases 16 to 1677 code for a protein of 553 amino acids. The transcript has 14 exons. Lineage: Eukaryota; Metazoa; Chordata; Mammalia; Rodentia; Octodontidae. The record is from RefSeq and is a predicted model, not a curated record.